Cylicocyclus nassatus is the source of this 1789-nucleotide messenger RNA. The record is from the annotation of a GenBank genome assembly. NCBI's taxonomy places the organism in Eukaryota, Metazoa, Nematoda, Chromadorea, Rhabditida, Strongylidae.
AUGGCUAGGCUUCUUACCUCAGAAGAUUCGACCAAAAUGGCUGUGACAAUGCGUCGCAAUUGGUUCGAUGACGACUUCGCGUUGCGACAUCGCGACUCAUGGUGGGCUAGAGAGGAUUGGUUCGACGAUUGGAAGGAUUGGCCUGCCGACUGGCCUCGCCCGAGAGACCUCAUGAACAGGUUCUGGCGCGAUACUGACCACUGGUGGCGCGAUUGGCCAUCGGAUUGGCCGCGAAUGGACGCAGUCAUGCCAAGGUUCACAUCGCACUUGGAUCGUUUGGAUCGUAACUGGAGAAACGAUCCAUUCUGGCAGGACAUCUAUCCGCGAUGGGCAGAGCCAAUUUUCAAGGAGGGUAUCGAUGUGCAUUCGAAUAUCAUCAAUGAUGAGCGGAGGUUCGCCGUCGAAGUGGACUGCUAUCAAUUUAAACCAGAAGAAAUACAAGUGAAAACCCAGGACGAUACGCUCAUGAUCGAAGGACGACACGAAGAUGUCCGCGAUCGUGACAAUUUCACUAAAAUGUACUUUGUACGAAAGUACCAAAUGCCACAUGAUGUUGAUCAUGCUCGUAUUUCGAGUAACAUUGACUCGAGGGGCCGUUUGACAGUCGAAGCACCACGUCGCUAUGCCGUCACCACCGGACGAGAUCGAGUGAUUCCAAUUGAAGGUGCCAGAUCUUCAUCGUCGCAACGUCUACAUGAAACAUCCUACACAAAUGGAUCACCACGCACAACAGAAGUUCCCCUACGAGUCGAAACUAGCGAUAGCCGAGCUCGUGAGGUGUAUAUAGCUCGUGAAUCGGAAAGGUCAGAAAGCCGCGAACGCGUUGAACGUGAACAGCGCGAACGCGAAUACGAACGUGAACGAGAACGUGAGCGCGAACGCGAACGCGAGCGCGAGCGCGAGCGCGAACGUGAGCGUGAACGCGAACGCGAGCAACGUGAACGCGAAGAACGCGAACGUGAAGAACGUGAACGCCGCGAACGUGAAGAACGUGAACGUCGCGAACGUGAAGAACGUGAACGCCGCGAACGGGAACGAGAGCGGGAACGGGAGCUUGAACGAGAACGCGAACGCGAACGUGAACGCGAACGCGAACGCAGUCGUGAACAGGACAGAGAGCGCGAGAUCUACGUAAGAAGGGAUGACAGCCGUGAUCGCCUUCGUGAUGAAGUCCGUGCCAGUCCUCUUGCCAGCGGCGAUUACACCUCCACCUCGAAGUAUAGGUAUGAAUCCCACACAAGAGAAGUGUCACCCCAAGUUGUAAGCUCCCAGAGCGAUAGCCGCUCGUACACGCAUCCAAGACGAGCGAGUUUCGAGACUCGAGGAGCGCAAGACUCCACUUUUGCUGAAGAGUCGCACAGAAGGGAGGCAAGCCGAGAGUAUUCUUCGGAGAGAUACCGCUCGGACAGCAGAAAUGGAUACCGCGUUGAAUCUCCGGCUUCCACCUCGACUGGCAUCCUAAGAAAUGCCGAUCCCGUCCGUCCAGAAUCUCGCUCGGAAAGCCUGCGCAGCGUGCAGAUUCUCCGAAAAACCUUCGGAUAAAGUCCAACAGUCAACGCCCCAAUACAAAUUUUCUGAGAAGAAGAACAUGCUGACGACAUAACGUUCUCCACUUCUCAUUUUUUCUUGCAUGAUUUUUUUCUCUUUUAACUGCGUUUAUGUUUGUGUUGUAAAAUCGCUUUGAUUACCUAGUCCGUCCGUCACACCAACUAAAGAGUUUUGCAUAUUUUGUAAAAUUUUCGAGCACAGUAAAUGUUCAUGGCCUACGUUCUGUUCCUGUACCUUCGUU